Messenger RNA from Aspergillus campestris IBT 28561, 413 nucleotides. RefSeq lists its product as uncharacterized. Lineage: Eukaryota; Fungi; Ascomycota; Eurotiomycetes; Eurotiales; Aspergillaceae. The record is from RefSeq and is a predicted model, not a curated record. The transcript has a single exon. Bases 115 to 330 code for a protein of 71 amino acids.
AUCCGCUAGGGAAGGGCUACCUGAUCCGGGAGAAUGGAACCUACCGAAACGACCUUGGGUAGAUAGGGUCAGCGCAUUGCGAAACAAUGGCUGUCGAUAGCCUCUCAAAUAUCCAUGGUUGCUCCAGUCAUCCCCUUUGGGCGUAGACCGCCGUCGGCCUUCUGUUUGCAAAAAAAGAAAGCCAAGAGACACGGGUUUCAACCACGACAACGCGGGCCAGACGUGACCUUCCACAUGGGUGCUGGGUGCUUGGGUAGCCCUGAAACCUGGGUCCCGCCAUGUCUCGUCUCGUCGCUUUGGGUCUGCGUCAUCUCUUCUUGUCUUGGGUAGCUGCAGAAGGGGGAAUGUGGAACGAAUGGAGAACUCGAAGAUCCGGUCCGCAUAGGAGAGCAACUUUGUCCACCCCGCGAAGG